UGCUUAGGCGGAAGUGCUUAGCUUCCCGAGAGGCGUCUGGGGAGAGGGAGGCAGCAGCAGCAGCAGCAACAGCAUCAUCUUCUCCCGCUCAAAGAAGUAACAAGCGUCCUGGAGAGGAGGCUGCCCUGAGAGCAAGAGGCUGGGCCCCUUUUGCUUAGAAAACAACACCAUAUAAAUCUACUGAUUUUAGAGGGAAGCGUUUGAGAGGCCAUUGUUUCUGGGCUGUAUGAAAACGUCCACAGGAAAUGCCAGUUGGAAUGGCUCGGGAUUUAGAAGAAACAGAUUCAUCUUCAGAGGAAGAGGAAGAGGUGGAAGAAGGGCCAGAGGAGCAUCCGUGUAUCACAUGGACAGGUGGAUUCAGAAGAAUCCCAAUCCUGGUAUUUCAUGCAGAAGCUAUUUUAACCAAGGACAGUUACAUCCGCUUGAUUGGGGAACGCUAUCGCCUGUCUUUUAAGAUAGUGAGGACAGACAGUCGUCUGGUACGCAGCAUUUUGUCAGCUCAUGGAUUCCGUGAGGUGCAUCCAAGCAGCAAUGAAUAUAACCUUAUGUGGACAGGGUCCCAUCUAAAACCCUAUGUUCUGCGAACCCUCACUGAUAUUCAGAAGGUCAAUCACUUUCCCAGAUCAUAUGAAUUAACUCGAAAGGACAGAUUAUACAAGAACAUCAAUCGAAUGCAGCAAACCUAUGGUUUCAAAACAUUCCAUGUUCUGCCUCAGACUUUCAUCCUCCCAGCUGAAUAUCAGGAGUUCUGCAAUUCCUAUUCAAAGGAUAGGGGACCAUGGAUAGUGAAACCUGUGGCAUCUUCUAGAGGGCGAGGUGUCUAUUUGAUUAACAAUCCAAAUCAGAUCUCCUUGGAAGAGAACAUCCUGGUCUCACGCUACAUUAGCAACCCUCUACUCAUAGAUGACUUCAAAUUUGAUGUGCGGCUUUAUGUUGUGGUGACAUCCUAUGAUCCCCUUAUUAUCUAUCUUUAUGAGGAAGGCCUAGCCAGGUUUGCAACAGUUAGAUAUGACCAGGGAGCAAAGAAUAUUAAAAACCAGUUCAUGCAUCUAACUAACUACAGUGUCAACAAGAAGAGUGGUGACUAUGUCAGUUGUGAUGACCCUGAAGUGGAAGAUUAUGGAAACAAGUGGAGUAUGAGUGCAAUGCUGAGAUAUCUGAAGCAAGAAGGGAAAGAUACAACUGCUCUGAUGGCCAGCGUGGAGGAUCUGAUAAUUAAGACAAUACUUUCUGCUGAAUUGGCAAUAGCAUCUGCCUGUAAAGCCUUUGUCCCACACCGUGGUGUUUGCUUUGAGCUUUAUGGAUUUGAUGUCCUCAUUGAUUCUACACUUAAGCCUUGGCUGCUGGAGGUGAAUUUGUCUCCUUCCCUGGCCUGUGAUGCUCCUUUGGACCUGAAGAUUAAAGCUAGUAUGAUCUCAGACAUGUUCACACUUGUAGGAUUUGUCUGUCAGGAUCCAGGUCAGCGGUUAAGCAGGACAUCUUAUUAUUCCUCUGAGGCAAAGCGGAAUCCUUACCAGAAACCUCAACGUCCUGUCUCUGCACAAUCUCGAUCAUCAAAUGCCAAAUUGCGUUCUCGUCCCCUCUCUGCCAGCGAUGCUGAGAUGAAAAAUAUUAUGUCUUCAGCAAAGGAGAAGAUGUCAGGAAGGCAUGUUGGCUCCCUGCUGGGUUUAUCCAUGGAGGAGAUAAAGGUUUUGCGCCGUGUGAAGGAUGAAUAUGAGAGAAGAGGGGGAUUCAUUCGUAUAUUCCCUACACCAUUAACUUGGGACACUUACGGAUCCUUUUUGGAACACAAAACUACAAUGAACUAUAUGCUGGCCACACGCCUUUUCCAGGAAAGAGGAGGUCCAAGAAGAGGUCUGAUUCCUAGGCAGACUCGAGGCUCUGACUUACAAAGUGGGCACAUUGCCACUAGAUGCCUCAACUCUGACUGCAGUUUAACUCUUGCUAGAGAACUGGGUCUAGACAUUGCAGAUUGUAAUGCCCAGCUUCAUGCUGCCCUGUAUGAGCGAAAACUCUUGUCACUAGAAGUACGGAAACGAAGACGGCGUCUUGGGAAACUGAGAUCGGGAAAGUCAAGACUGUCAGGGAUGUCACAGUCAACUGAUUUUGUCCUCAAGUCAGAAGUAGAAUGUGAAGAGGAAGAAGAGACAGCAGAGGAGGAUGAAGAACUGGAGAUAAAUCAUGGUGAAACAGCUGGUAGUCUUAAGAAUAUGCAGGUGAAACUUAAACCACAAGUGUCAGAGCAGGUGGAGCCAGCCCAGCUAAGCAAAUUGCCAAAGAAUCCUGAACAGAAACGUAGACCUGAUGGGCUACCAAUUCAAGACAAAACAGGGUCUACUCCAAAGGAUGCUGAACUUCCAUUUAAUUUGCUACAGAUUCUUCAAGAGAACAAGAAUCUAAGCAAAGUUCAGGCUCGCAGGGCUUUCUCUGCAUACCUACAUCGUGUCCAGCUGCGCCUGAUGAAAGAGGCUGGAGAUCAGGUCCAUAAUCCUGCCUGGGCUGCCAAGGAGGAUGAGCAAAUGGAGCUGGUGGUUCGCUUUUUGAAGCGAGCAGCUAGCAAUCUUCAACAGUCUUUGAGAAUGCUGCUCCCAAGUCGACGCUUAGCCCUGUUUGACCGUAGACGUAUCUUGGCUCACCAAUUGGGUGAAUUCAUAAUCUGUUAUAACAGGGAAACUGAUCAAAUGGCUCAGAAGCAAUUAGCAAAGAAACAGGAGGAGGAGGAGGAAGGUGUGGAUGUUGAAGACUUUCAUAAGUUUGUUACUAUGGCAAGUGAAAGUGAUCUGGAGGAGGUGUUGACAUUUUACACACACAAGAAUAAAUCAGCAAGUGUCUUCCUGGGAACAAACUCUGGAGCUACAAAACUCAAUAAUAGCCAGGUGGAAAUUAAGGCCAAAGGAGAUGAUUCAGAAAUCAGAGAAAAAGCUGAAAAACAGGAACCUCAAAAUCUGGUACAGAAGAAUAAUGUGCCUCAGGAGCUGAGAAGUGACCAGCCUAAAGAAACCAAACUGUCAAGGAUUCCUCCUUCAGCAGAUGAAGAGAAUACAGCACAGCCUGGCCUUUUUAGUGCAUCUUCUUCCAUUCCUGACACCGUCCUCCCACAAAACAUCACUUCCCAGUUGUCUUAUCAUAUUACUGGCUCUGACAAUGCACAGGUGCCUGAUCAUCGUUCAGUCAUCUCUCUUUCUUCUGGUUCUAAACAGACUCCUACCCCUUUUUUCCAAAACACAGCACCUGACAGUAUUUCUAACACAGUGAAAAAUGUACCCCAUCUGUCUUCAGACAGUGCAAGCUUACACCGCUGUCGGUCUGGCAGUUAUACUGUUGGCCCCUUCUCUUCUUUUCAGAGUGCUAUGCAGAUCUAUAGCCAACGUUUGAUCCGCCCAUCUUCAGCAAAAGCAGCAGGUUCAAGGAGUCACAGUCCAAGCAGACAGCGUGGUACAUCCGCUAGAGUGAAUAAGGAUGAGAAAGACUGCAGACGUUACAGUCAUGGCAUUGUUGCAGCAGAAUUGCAGAGACUGGCAGAGAAACAGGCGGCCAGGCAGUACUCUCCACCUACUCAUAUCAGUCUUCUUACACAGCAGUUAACAAAUCUAAACCUAAUGAAUGGAGCUGUAGGGAGAGUGACUGCAACUUCCCCCAGUUACCGACCACCGCUCAACCCAGGAGGCUCACUUUGGGCUUUUCAAACACACACACACAACUCUGAAAUCAGACCUGCAUCUUUGACAGUUAGGGCCCUUGAGACUGAUACCUUUGCCUGGGAAGGUGAUGCAGAAAACAGCUUACACAAUAAAUUGACAGGAAGUCAACCAGUGCAUCCAAAGGCCUCACCCAGUGCUGGCAGCUACCAACUGCAUUUUGCCCUGCAGCAGCUUCAACAGCAGAAGCUUCAGUCUCGACAGCUUUUGGACCAGAGCCGAGCUCGGCACCAGGCUCUGUUUGCCAACCUCCCAGCAUCUAGCAUCGGCAGUAUGACUCUCUCAUCUGGUCCUGGUGCCUGCAAAACAUCAAGUGCCAUUUCUAGCUGCCAGAAAGCACCCAGCAUUCACAAAAUAAUGCCAUCCCAGAGUGCUUCUUCACAGUUGGUUCCUAAGCCCCCUGCCAGCCACAGACAGGCGCUAAUCAGGAAAGUGGCAUCUCAGAGGAUUUCCAAGGUGAUCUCCACAGAAGGACAUCUGAAUGGAUUCCAGAAAAGCCUUACCAGUGUUGCAUCGUGUGAGCCACUCACAGACUCCACAGGUCUUUUGGAAGUUGCCCCCCAGAUUAUAUUCACCAGAACCAAACCAUUGUCCAGCCGAACCAGAGCCAUUGACACAGUUGUAGGGCAAAGAAAGAAAAGGCCAGUGGAGGGAGGGCCAGCUUAAGAUCCUGCUUCAAGUUACUUUUUGCAAUGAAGGAUUAUCCCUAAAUAAUUGGUGCAAGCAAUUUGAUGCUUCAGCAUACAAGGAAGAGGUGAAGCAGGAACGGCGAUUCAUCAUUCUACACUCCUAGCACCACUUGAAUUGACAAUAAGAUCAGUUGCACACUCUAAAAAUUUUCCCCAAUGGCAGAAAACAGCUUAAGUGUGUGCAGAUGUGCUACGGAGGCCCAGACGUGAAGUUUUCCACUCAGUCUUGAGUGUUUGCUGCUUAAGCCGUCAACAUUCUGGGCCACAUUUUCCAUCAGAUGGCCAGUAGAUUGUUGCCUCAGACAGGAGUUUUCGGUUGUGUUUGUAUUAUGCAUCCUAAAGCCUGGGUUUCUUUGCUGUAAUUUCACUUCAUCCUGAGAAUGAUCAAGGUUUCCGACCUGGUACUGGGCUGAGUUUUGUUACAGUAUGGCUACAGUUGACAUGAGCAGUUCAAAUGCUGACUGACAAUAGGCAAGUGUGCAGGCUGCUGUCUUGAAUGUUGGCAAGAAGAUAUAAGUCUCAGUCUAAAUAAAGUCAUUCAUUUUGUUUGUCUAGCUUAUAAUUUACAUUUUUUUAUCCUAAGCAGCAUUCUUCCAAUUAGUUGACAUUUAAUUUUAUUCCAGUGGAAGGAUUUUUAAAAAUGUGUUAUGCUGGUUUCCCCCCACCCCCCAUUUCUUUACGCUUCAUAAGUUGCUGUUCUAAAGGAGCCUGAUUCCAGCAAUUAGGUUCUAUCGCUUCAGGUUAGCAUGUGAACAUACAGUUAGCCUCAUUAUUUAACAUUUAUGUGCCACCAUUUAAUAUUCUACAUGCUUUACACUUUGUUUUGGGAGAUAUGCUGAGCUUAGAGACAGUGAAAAAAAUUUUAAAAGUCCAUUCGCUCUCACUGAACAGGAAUCUGUUCCUGUUAUCCUGAGUUUCACAGUGAGGAUUUCCUCUUAGAAUUUGGAAGAAUAGUUCUUUAAAUUUAUCUCUCCAGAAGAAGGAGCUAUUUGCUCUCCCAGACUGACUCUACCUUCCCUACAUACACAGCCUGAAUCUUAGUAAAAAAUCUGAAAAAUCUUGUCAAACUCAAGAAGGGGAAUUAAAAUGGCAGGUAAGAUUCUGUACUGUUAAGCAUAAACCGAUGCUCACUGGAGCAGGAAAAUCCCACUUUCAUAUAUAUACUGAUGACAUCUGAUCUGGCAGUGACUGAUUAAGGAAGAGAUCUUAUGGUUGUAGUGAACAGCUCAAUAA
Pogona vitticeps (central bearded dragon) is the source of this 5620-nucleotide messenger RNA. Lineage: Eukaryota; Metazoa; Chordata; Lepidosauria; Squamata; Agamidae. The record is from RefSeq and is a predicted model, not a curated record.